AUGGCACCCAUCCGGCGGUACCUCCGAAUCAGCAAAUACUCCGUUCUGGAGUGCCGCAUCUAUCUGGACAACCCCUCCGACUCGCGAUGGCUACUCGACUCACGCGGCCCUGUGCUUGCGCGCGUCUUCGCCGCCAUCCGCCCGCUGGUGCUGCCCAAGCUGCGUGAAGAAAACGAGAGACUCUUCGCGCGCAAGAAAGGCAAGCCGGUCAAAGAUGUGAUUGCAGAAGAUGAGUUCGAGGUGGCUAUCUUCUUACGCGAGUCCCGGACGCGUCACUCGCUUCUCACGCGCAACAAGACGUUUCAUGAACCAUCGGGCCAGCAGAAACCUUCCACCGACUCGGCUGGUUCCGCAGGUGCUGGAAUCCUUCUCGAAAGCGACAGUGAGCCUGACGUGGACCUGCACCAUAUCCCGCAAGCAAUACGAGACGACGAUCGAUCAGACGAGGGGCAGGCACAAAUUGAAGACACAGCCGGGGACGAUGAGAAGAAGCUCCGUUUCAGGACCCAUUACGAAAGCUUUAAUAUCUGCGGCUGGGUGCUAUGUCUGUUGGUGACGCGCAAGGAGGACAAGACCAGAGCUCCUACCGGGCAGCCGUUGAUGGAGGAUUGGAUUUCAACGCAAGCCCAGGUGUCUGUCGAUGAGGAUUGA
Molecule: messenger RNA, 651 nt
Organism: Penicillium riverlandense
Lineage: Eukaryota; Fungi; Ascomycota; Eurotiomycetes; Eurotiales; Aspergillaceae
Exons: 2
Coding region: 1-651 (216 amino acids)
Source: RefSeq, a predicted model, not a curated record